Molecule: messenger RNA, 3890 nt
Organism: Amborella trichopoda
Lineage: Eukaryota; Viridiplantae; Streptophyta; Magnoliopsida; Amborellales; Amborellaceae
Source: RefSeq, a predicted model, not a curated record
GAUGAAGCCAGCUUUGUCACUUCUCCUGUCUGCCUUUCCCUUUGAUUCUUUCAAGAAAGAGAAGGCAGAAAAAAAUAAAUGAUAAAAUCAGAUAAAUAACAGUAAUAAGAAUAUGAAUUAUACUAUUUAAUGCGGCAUUUCCCUGCAAAUUCAGACCUUUUUGUACUGCACCCCCCGUGAACAUACCCAAUCUUUUGAAUCCAUGUAUUUCAUUCCCAAUUUGGCAUUAUUUUUCUCUAACUUCUCAGUUCUCACCACAAGUGUUACAGUUCCAAGAGUCUUUCUCUAGAGCCAAAGGACUCUAUUGGGCAGUUUGUUUUUGUGCACUUUGUAUUGGGUUUCUCUCCCCUGUUUCUCUACCUUGAGUGCGGAAUUUCAAGGCCUAUUUGUUAGGGAUGCAUCAGAUGCUUCACAAGUAGAGUGAGAUUUUUGGUGCUUUAGAGCCAACAUUCUUUAGGUUUGUUUUUUAUGUUAAAAGUGAGUUCCCAUUUUCUAGACACCCAUUUGGGCUGGUUUGAAUUUAAUAGUCUGAUAUCUGAGUUUUCAAUUUGUGGACCCUUGUAUGUUCUUUGGCAACAUGAAGCCUUAGAUUUGAGCUUUCAAAGUCUAUUCUAAUUCCCCAUGUUGGGUUUCUUGAGAACCCGAGGUUUGGUUCUGUACUUUUUCAUUGUGCUAUUACUUUGAGUUUGGUUUUGUAGAUCCAACUGCAGUUUCUGGUUUUCUUCCUGGCCGGAAUCCGGUGAAGGUUCAAGAUUCAGACUUUCUUCAACUGUGGUUUCUAUGCUCUUCUCAAUUUUGAAAGCCCAUUUAGAAUACUGAAUUUUUUUGCCAAGAAGCUGGGUUAAUUCAACAUUCAUUCUGGUUCUACUAGUAUUUGUUCCCCUGUACUUGCUCAUUUGUCCCAAUUUAAUACUCUUGUUUUGAGAACUGGUGCUGGUUUUAAUGGUCCCACCAUCCUUCAAAUUGGCUUCGUAAAACCCUGGGGCAUACUGAAUUUCAUGCCAAGAAGAAGCUGGGUGAAUUCAAGAUUCACACUGGCCCUACUUGUGUUACUUCCCUGUGCUUGGUGUUAUGAAGCUAUUUCUCAUAAUUCAAUACUAUUAGUUUGAGAACUGGUUUUCUUUCUGAUACCUUUCGCUACUUAGUUUUGAAAACCCAUUUGAAAUUCUGAAUUUCCUGCCAAUAGAAACUCUGUGAAUUCGAGGUUCAUUCUGAUUCUACUAGUGUUACUUUCCCUAUACCUGGCUGUGGACCCUUUCACAUAAUUCAAUUCUAUUAUCUUGAGAAUCGGUACCCUUCCCAGGUUCGGCUCCCAUCACUAGCCUACUCCACUUCAAAGAAAAAUCUUGAGAAUUUGGCACCCUUGCACUUGAAAUUGAAAAACCAUUUGGUGUUUCUGAUAUUCCUGGCACUAGGAAUUACUGAAGUAGAUUGAAUUCGAGAUCUAGAUUGGUUAUUAUGAUGUUGUCACCAUUUCUAUACUUGGUUUUCUAGAUCCAUUUUGUUAAAUCUGAUACUAAUAGGUUUUCUAGAUCCAUUUUGUUAAAUCUGAUAGUAAUAGGACGUAUUUUGGUGGUGGUUCCAUGGUGAUAUCAAACUUGUACUUGGCUCUCUAAACCCAUUUUUAACAGAACCCAUUAGAUGUCUUCCUGCAUAAGUGGAGGCAGCCGAACAUAUGGAUUCGAAAGGGGGCGCCCAUCUCCCCUACAAAGCAUCGCAAAAGCCCCAGUUUCUUCAAACCAUAGAUCCCCUUCAUCCUCCUCCUCUACGCUCUCAGACUCUAACAAUGCUACCUCCCUUACCAUCUCCACAAAGAAGUCUCGAACCCCUCGAAAAAGGCCUAACCAGAUAUACAAUGAGGCAGCUGUGCUUCUCUCUACUGCAUAUCCAGCCAUCUUCUCUCCCCAAGCUCAUCGACUCCCCAAGCUUUGCAAACAACCCAAUAGGCCAUUGGUUAUCUUAGAGACUAAAGACUCUGAAUUGCUAGAUGAGCCAAGCCCUCGACCCUUCUCUGAUUCAUGCUUCAUCCUCUUGACACCUAACCCACCUGAACCCGAUGCCCUAAGUCCAUGCCCAAACCCAGCUAGCUCGGGGUUUGAGUGCAAUUUCACCCCGAACCACAAUUCUUCAGUUGAUUCCCCAAUGUCAGUUGGUUCAGAUCCCGAACCCAUAUGCCCUACUGUCCCUGAGCCCAAGAGCUUGUUGAAUUCUCACAGUGAAUCGCACUUUGAAGGAGAUUUUGAUACUGAAUCUCUCUUGGAUGAGGAAUUGGGGUGUGGGAUCGAUAGUAUAUUGGGAGAAGCCCUAUCUCACUAUGAAGAUGAAGACAGAGACGAAAACUGCAAUUCUAAGUGGUUUACUAGCUACAACAAUCAAGUGGCGCAGUUUGGGUGGUAUAAUCCAAGUUGGUCUGACUGGUUUGAGGGGAAGAUGAAUGCGGCACCUCUUAGGCGUGGAAAUGGAGUGGAAUUCUACCAUUUUGCGCCUAGGCAGAGACUAGUUGAUAAGAUAAUGGCAGAUCAAGAGAUGAGUGCAUUGUCUUUUAGUUCAUUGGAGUGGGUUAAGAGGGAUGAGAGCCAAUCGAGGCUGUGGUUAAAGUUAAACCAUGAGGAUGUGUUGAACACAUGGUCAGACCAGGCGCCACUCUAUGCUGAUGAACAAAGGGCCGAAGCUGCAAAUGCUGAGUUGCCAACAUCUGCCGAUGCACUUGCUCACGCAGUUUGAUGUGUUCCCAGAGUUGGGGAAUUGGAGGCAGUUGAGUGAAGAGGGUGGGAGCAUGAGAGAGGCGAGCGUCAUGAGAUACAAGGAGAAGAGGAGAACAAGGCUCUUCUCCAAGAAAAUACGCUAUGAAGUUCGCAAAGUGAAUGCGGAUAGAAGACCCAGAAUGAAGGCAAGUAGUCCAAAUGAGGCUUCCUGAACUUUUCGAUCUGUUAUAUUACAUGGUAUGGCCAAAAUAUCGAAGAAUAGCUAGUUUAUAAACUAUUUAAGCAAAUCCUUCUUUUUGUUCUUGUUUUCAAGUUUCAUAAUCUCUGUAUAAGACCACCUGAAUCCAAGGAAAAAUAAACUGAAUCCAAGUUAAUCCUUCUUUUUGUUCUUGUUUUCAAGUUUCAUAACUUUUUGAUCUGUUAUAUUACAUGGUAUGGCCAAAAUAUCCAAGAAUAACUAGUUUUAUAAACUAUAUAAGCAAAUCCUUCUUUUUGUUCUUGUUUUCAAGUUUCAUAAUCUCUGUAUGAGACCACCUGAAUCCAAGGGAAAAAAAAAACUAUCUUUUGCCUUUUUUAAGGCAGUUAUGAGCCUGAUAAUCUUUUGUAGCUUAAAAGUGUGAAUAAGAUAUAUUUAUAUUGCAUCAAUUAUAAAUUUUCAUGAAACUUCUAAAAUCCCUCAAAAAAAAUUUUGUUUUUGAAUUUUUUGUUUGUGAAUUUUGAAACUACUGUUCUGUCCUGGCUGCCCAUACAUAAUGAAAGAAAAACAAUCAUAGGUACAUAAUAUUGAAAACAACAAAUCAGAAAAGAAAAGACCACAGUUUUUUAGACAAUUUUGGAGAUUGAACCAUUUACUUACCUGGGCUACUCAUCAUUUCAAUCAGAGUUUCUCAUAUUGCUUAGUUUUCAUUUUUUCAUAAAAACAUAUGAAGGCUCCAUAACCUUGGGUAUGGUGCAAAGAAAUGGUACUGUGAUUUCAGAAAAAAAAUGAAAAUAGGAUAGAAUUAGUAAGAGUACCGAAGCAUUAUAGGGUGCAAAGGCGAAAGAAAACAUUGUUUCAGGCAAAUGAAAAUGAAUAAAUCAUGAAUUAGUCUACACAUUUUCUAUUAUUUUGGCACACUGAAGGACCCCAGGGUUAUUUGUCAAAAAAAAAAGGACCCCAGGGUAUUUGUCAAAAAAAAAAAAAAA